Vanderwaltozyma polyspora DSM 70294 is the source of this 1449-nucleotide messenger RNA. RefSeq names its product Ted1p (gene TED1). Gene Ontology annotation, biological process: GPI anchor biosynthetic process. Bases 1 to 1449 code for a protein of 482 amino acids. Gene Ontology annotation, cellular component: endoplasmic reticulum. The record is from RefSeq and is a predicted model, not a curated record. The transcript has a single exon. Lineage: Eukaryota; Fungi; Ascomycota; Saccharomycetes; Saccharomycetales; Saccharomycetaceae.
AUGGGUGGGAAAUCAGCUGCUAAAGUAAUUAUAACUGUCGCUACAAUAGUUUCAAUUAUUACUAAUAUUUAUAUCUACACAUAUCCUUCUGUAGAUCCAACAAAAUGUUUCUGGAGGUGUAAGAGUUCAAUGACUGAAUAUGAGCAAGAUAUACUAGAACAAGGUGGUCAAUUAGAAAAAGCUGCUUACUUUACUAAAAGAUAUUUAAAGGAUGUUUCAAAGCAAUUGUUCUCGAAGAAAGAUAGGUUAAGUAACGAUGAUGAUGAUGUUCCAGAGGUGCAUAUGCUAGCCUUUGGUGAUCCACAAAUUAAAGGUACCUUUAAGAGCACUCCAUAUCGUACACGUUUGGAUACUUUUGGUAAUGAUUACUUCCUAGGUCAUAUCUUCGAUACAAUGGUAUCAAGAUUAAAUCCAACUCAUGUUGCAGUAAUGGGUGAUCUGUUUUCUUCUCAGUGGAUUGGUGAUUCUGAAUUUUAUAAUAGAACAAUAAGAUAUGUUUCAAGAAUCUUUAAAAGAGAUGUUUCAUUAUUGGAAAGUAUUAAAGAAAAUAAUAAAAAUGCCAAUAAUGAAUAUCAAGUUGAUUGGGAUUUAUGGGGAAAGAAUUUUAAUCAAAUUCGUAAAGAGGGAAGCCCAAUGAAUUUUGACUUUGGUUACAGUGAUGUACACUCGUGGGAAGAUAACGAAAAUUACUUAUUUAUUAAUUUGACCGGUAAUCACGACAUUGGUUAUUCUGGUGAUAUUACUUAUCAACAUUUGUCUAGAUACAACCAAUUAUUUGGUAAAGAUAAUUAUUGGGUUGAAUACGAUCUAGAUACUGACCAUCCAUGGAGAAUAGUUGUUUUGAACUCAGUUGCACUAGAAGGACCUGCUUUACAACCAGAGUUUCUUGAAGUUACAUGGGAAUUUUUAUAUCAAUUGUUUGAAAGAAGAUUUAAUGGUAGUACUGUUUUGUUAACUCAUGUUCCUUUUUAUAAACGUGAAGGUUUGUGUUCUGAUGGCCCUGAAUUCAGAUUUUAUCCUGAAGCUUAUGAAAAGGAACCAUAUAAAUCAAAUUUAUUGAGAUCUCAGAAUCAUUUAAGUGAAGAUGUUUCAAACAGGGUUUUGAAUUUAAUAUUCGAUAAUGAUAAGCCAGGUAUUAUUUUAACUGGGCAUGACCAUGAAGGAUGUGAAACAAUUUACAAUAGAAACUCUACAAAUGGGAAAUGGGUUGCCGCAAAUACAAUUUUAAAUAAUCAUGAUUUGAAUAUUAAAGAAGUUACCGUAAAGUCUAUGAUGGGUCAAUAUGAAGGUAACACAGGUAUUGUUACUGGUCAGUUUAAUAAAAAAAUUGGCAAGUGGCAAUGGUAUUAUACAGUUUGUCCAUUUAACCACGAACAUGUUUGGUGGGUUGCGAAGGUUACGGCUAUUAUCUGCUCAUUGGCUUGGCCUUUACUUUUAUUAGUGUUUUGA